AGAAGAUAUAGGUUAAUUUUGAAAUUGUUUACAUUUGAAUAAAAACCCAAUUAAAAGACAUUUCUACGUAAAAUUUAAGUAGAUUAUACUAAAAAUGGACCGUUUUGUAACCGAGGCUCUUUUGUAUACCUCCGAUUUUGGCGAAGACUCUUACUUAUACAACAGCAGCAGCAGCACUGAUAGCAGUGACGACAAUGAGGACUCCUGCUGUAAAUGUUCCGGUUCAAAAGACACACAAAUUGCACGUUCUCCUAACAAUAAGCAAGUAAAAGUCGAUGGGUUCGUUGAAAUCGAAAUACCAAUGUUAAACGCUUAUGACUUUAAAAACAGCUUUAGGAUGUCGAGAAGUACCUUUGAGAAAGUGGUUGAAAUGAUUGGAGAUAGCUUCAUAAGUGAUAACAGAGGAGGCAGAGGAGAAAGAGUCAGUCCAGAAAAAGCAACUUACAUUUUAUUGUGGUAUUUAGGUAAUCAAGAAACGUUAAGGCAAAUAUCAGAUAGAUUUAAAAAGUCUAUAACUUGUAUUCGUAAAGUCAUUAAAAUAGGUACCAGAACGUUAAGUUUAAAAAUGUGCGAACAAAUUGUGUGGCCCUCGAAGCAAGAGUACCCCAGCAUCGCAAGUAUGUUCCAAAAUGUGUGCCAUUUGAAAAAUUGCAUUGGAGUAUUGGGAGUUUCGCAUAUCAAAAUACCUAAACCCAAAAUCAUGUCCUCCUCACAUUGCUACGUAGCUCUUCAAGGUACUGUGACUAUAAACAAAAAAUUUAUCAACAUAUAUGUGAGCGAAGGAUCGGACCAGCCAGAAAGUAUACUAGAAAAGUCGCCCCUGCAAGAAGAGGCCGCAAAAGACAUAUUUGGGGAAUAUUAUUUAGUUGGUUACAAUGACUAUAUGAAUCGAUCUUGGUUAAUACAGCCAUUCAGAAAUGAUGAGAUAUUGUUGCCUGCUCAGCAAUUUUUCAACAAUUGCCACGAAACUGCUUCGCUAAUUUUUCCAGAAUCUUUAGGAGUUCUAAAAGGUAGGUUUCAGAGAUUGCAACACUUCGAAAACAAAGAUGUGCCAAUAAUAGUGAGCUGCAUAGAAGCCGCUUGUACUUUACACAAUCUAGUUAUCGACAGCGAGGAAGAUGACACCGAAGAGUUCAAUUUCCAAGAUUCUGGAAUAUUCAGAGACAACGUUUAUGUGGAAUCUCUCGACGAAUGCGAUUACAGCACGAGAAUGAAAAUUUUUCAAGAACUUGUAAGAAGUAGCGAUGUUAAUUCUUAACUACUUUGUGCAAUAAAAUAUCUGUUAAGA
This is a messenger RNA of Phyllotreta striolata, 1288 nucleotides long. NCBI's taxonomy places the organism in Eukaryota, Metazoa, Arthropoda, Insecta, Coleoptera, Chrysomelidae. The record is from the annotation of a GenBank genome assembly.